Molecule: messenger RNA, 938 nt
Organism: Cottoperca gobio
Lineage: Eukaryota; Metazoa; Chordata; Actinopteri; Perciformes; Bovichtidae
Product: claudin-23-like
Exons: 1
Coding region: 27-854 (275 amino acids)
Cellular component (GO): bicellular tight junction; membrane
Molecular function (GO): structural molecule activity
Source: RefSeq, a predicted model, not a curated record
CACACACAUCAACGACAGCAGCAAUCAUGCCAAGGCGAUCAACGCAGGAGUGGAUCCGGUUAUCCUUGCGCACCCCGGGCAUCCUGAUCUUCGGGAUGGUUUUUGCUCCCUGUGGCUGGAUCUUGAACCUCACCGCCACCGUGGCCCCUAACUGGAGGACCCUCCAUAACCUCCCCGACCUUCCGGCAGAUACCUUCAUCCAGCAAGGCAUCUGGGAGAUCUGCAGGGCCAACUCGAUCGACACAAGAGCAGACUGCACCUUGGAGGACACAAGAUAUUUCGGUAACCAGGUUAUCGAGGUCGCCCAGGGUUUGAUGGUGGCCUCCCUCAUCGUGACCCUAAUCGGGCUGGCCGUAGCCAUCCCGGGGGUGCGCUGCUGGAGAGACAGGCCUAACUGGGUUGUGGCCGGUCUGGGUGGACUGCUGAUCUUCCUCUCAGGUGUCAUGGUCAUCAUACCCAUCGCCUGGUACACCCACAUCCUCAAAGAAGUCACAACGGUGAGCGAUACCACAGAUGUGCGCGUCGGCUACUGCAUCAUCCUGGGCUACAUCGGCGGGAUCUUUGAAAUCAUUGGCGGCUUCGUCAUGUUCAUCGGGAUCUGUCGUUGCUGUGGAGGAAAGAACCGAGGUGAGACGCGGAUUGAGGAGGUCACGGGCGCCCGGUUCUCUAACCAGAAGCGGCCGACGAGACGAGUUGAAGUGCCGAGCCUGAACCGGGCCAGGAGUGCCGCCAGCAGCAUUCCGUACUCCAAGGACUCCAUGGAUGAAGAUGUGUCCUUUCCCCGGGCCAAGAGCCCCGCAGUCCCGUCCAUCAACACCUCCUACGGCGGCAGACCCUAUGAUGUCGAUUUAUGAGAAGAGGAAAACGACUAAGAGAUGGAUAUGACUAUUUGUACAAGAGACUGAGAGUGUGAAAUAUUCUAGGAAGAAGCAAUGGUG